Portunus trituberculatus (swimming crab) is the source of this 1294-nucleotide messenger RNA. RefSeq names its product techylectin-5A-like. NCBI's taxonomy places the organism in Eukaryota, Metazoa, Arthropoda, Malacostraca, Decapoda, Portunidae. Bases 133 to 1134 code for a protein of 333 amino acids. The record is from RefSeq and is a predicted model, not a curated record. The transcript has a single exon.
GUUUCACAACAUCCUGUCAGUCUUGCACUGUCAGUCUUCGUGAACAGUUAUUUCACAAGGAAUGCUGCUCUGGAAUUAAUUUGCAAGCACAAUAAUUUUAUAAUUUGAUACCUCACAUCUACUGUGUUAAAGAUGAUACUAAUGAUCACAAUGCUAACUACUGUCUGGCAGGUAUCAAUGGUGAAUGGAUUGCAACAAAAAAUCUCCAUAUAUGAUCCAGACGAAUCUAUAGUGAGGUGCAGAGCACCUUUUCCUAAAACAAGUCUUUUGAAAUGUGAUAUUAACAGCAUACGUAAUGAAAGUCAACACGUUCGAAACGAAGGAGUCUUCUUGAACACUAUUUACGAGUGUCUAACCAUACAAAUAAACAAUUUUAGAGCUCGAAUGACACGUCUGGCACUCAGCCGUUCACAUUCCCUAACGAAAACAUUUGCAACUGACUGUUACGAUUACUAUGCAAGUGGCAUGAAUGUAACUGGACCAUACAAUGUAUCUUCUUCUCCCUAUGGAAUCAGACAGAAGACUGUGUGGUGUGAGAUGUCUGUAGACGGUGGAGGCUGGAUGGUAGUACAAGCCAGGCUAUACACUUCUCAAAUUUUCUUCAAUCGCUUAUGGCGUGACUACAAGCUGGGAUUUGGAGUUAUUGGUGUAGAAAAUUGGUUCGGCCUGGAGGACUUAUACACUUGGACCAAUGCACAGCCGUACAAUUUACGCAUCGAUUUGGUAGACGCGGAGGGGAGGAAGGCAUACGUUAAGUAUGACCAAUUUUUCAUUGAAGGGGAGGAUGACGGCUACAAAUUGCAUGUUAAUGGCUACAGCGGAACAGCAGGGAAUGCUUUUGGAGAAGAACAGGAAUCAAAACGCGAGAACUCAUAUGGCAUGAAGUUCAGUACUGUUGACAGAGAUAAUGACAAUUCAGAACGAAAUUGUGCUGAUGAUCUGGAGGGCGGAUGGUGGUAUAAUGCCUGCACACAAGCAAAACUGAACUCACCAUUUGUAAUGUCAGAAAACUACAAAGUUGGUGUGAAGUGGCUAACUUGGACCAAACGGCCUCUUACGGAAGUCACGAUGAUGAUCAGACCAUCAAAAAAUAUUCUGAAGACGGUAUCCCCAAAUUUUCUCUCCAAAACUUAACAUUGAAUGUAUUUUGUAUAAGACCAACAACAUGACACUAGUAAUCUUUGAUCAUCAUUCACUUGAAAAAUAAAAAUAAUAAUAGUACUACUACUACUACUGAUACUACUACUACUACUACUACUACUACUACUACUACUACUACUACAAAUAAUAAUAA